This is a messenger RNA of Marmota flaviventris (yellow-bellied marmot), 2110 nucleotides long. Lineage: Eukaryota; Metazoa; Chordata; Mammalia; Rodentia; Sciuridae. The record is from RefSeq and is a predicted model, not a curated record.
AUGUCAUUACAGGAAUCCCUGACAUUUGAUGAUGUGGCCGUGGUCUUCACCUGGGAGGAGUGGCAGCUCCUGAGCCCUGCUCAGAAGGACCUGUAUCAGGAUGUGAUGUUGGAGAACUACAGCAGCCUUGUGUCAAUGGGGUAUGUAUCCAGCAAACCAGAUGCCCUCUCCAGAUUGGAACGAGGGGAAGAACCAUGGACAACAGCAGGUAAAAUCUACAGUCGAUUCUGUUCAGAAAUCAGAAAAGUUGAUGAUCCUCUGCAACAUCACUUGAAAAAUCAAAGCAUUCAGAAGAAUCUGGAGCAAGGCCAUGAACAUAAAGCAUUCAGAAAUAUUGUUAAUCAGAGCAAAGUUCAUUUUCCACUAAAGCAAAAUUGUGAAAAACCUUUACAAUCAAAUUUAAGUUUUAAAAGCCAGAAUAGAAGCUGUGACCUAAAGAAAUUUACUGAGAUUAAUGGAGAUGGGAAAUCUAUAUACAUCCAUGCAAACCAUGAAUGGUUUUAUACUGAAAUUAAAUUUCCUUUAAGUGCAAAACCUACCAAUAUGGCCCUGGUCAUUAAACAACAGAGAACUCAUAGCAUAGAGAAAAUACAUGAAUGCAGUGAGUGUGGGAAGGUGUUUGUCAGGGUGUCUCAGUUCAUCAAUCAUCAGAGAGUUCAUACAGGAGAGAAACCUUACAGGUGUAAAUGUGGGAAAGCCUUCUCCAGAAAGUCCCAGCUAACAGAACAUCAGAGAAAUCAUACAGGGAUGAAACAGUAUGAAUGCACCAAAUGUGACAUGUCCUUCCUCAAAAAAUUACAGUUCAGUGUGCAUCAGGAAACACAUAUGGGAGAGAAAUCUUAUAAGUGUAGUGAAUGUGGGAAAGCCUUCAUUAAAAAGUGUCGACUCAUUUAUCAUCAGCGUACUCAUACAGGAGAGAAACCCCAUGGAUGCAGCAUAUGUGGGAAAUCCUUCUCUACAAAGUUCAGUCUCACUACACAUCAGAAAACUCAUACAAGAGAGAAACCUUAUAUAUGUAGUGAAUGUGGAAAAGGAUUCAUUGAGAAGAGGUGUCUUAUUGCACAUAGUCGGACUCAUACUGGAGAGAAACCCUUCAUAUGCAAUAAAUGUGGGAAAGGCUUCACCUUGAAGAACAGUCUUAUCACACAUCAGCGAACGCACACAGGAGAGAAACCAUAUACAUGCAAUGAGUGUGGAAAAGGCUUCACCUUGAAGAGUCCUCUCAUCAGGCAUCAGCGGACACAUACAGGAGAGAAACCCUAUGUAUGCACCGAAUGUCUAAAAGGCUUCACCAUGAAGAGUGACCUAAUUGUACAUCAGCGAACUCACACUGCAGAGAAGCCAUAUAUGUGCAAUGACUGUGGGAAAGGCUUCACUGUGAAGAGCCGCCUGAUUGUCCAUCAGCGAACUCACACAGGAGAGAAACCUUAUGUGUGCAAUGAAUGUGGAAAAGGUUUCCCUGCAAAGAUCCGGUUGAUAGGACAUCAGCGAACUCACACAGGAGAGAAGCCUUAUAAAUGCAGUGAAUGUGGAAAGGGCUUUACUGAAAAGAGUCACCUCAAUGUACAUCGGCGCACUCAUACAGGAGAGAAACCCUACAUAUGCAGUGAAUGUGGCAAAGGCUUAACUGGGAAAAGCAUGCUUAUUGCCCAUCAGCGGAUUCACACUGGUGAGAAACCAUACAUAUGCAAUGAGUGUGGGAAGGGCUUCACCAUGAAGAGUACUCUAGGCAUACAUCAGCAAACUCACACUGGAGAGAAGCCUUACAAAUGCAAUGAGUGUGGUAAAGCCUUCAGGAAGAAGACAUGCCUUGUCCAGCAUCAGAGAUUUCACUCAGGAAACACUUCCUUUGCAUGUACUGAAUGUGGAAAAUUCUCUUUGCGCAAAAAUGACCUCAUUACCCAUCAGAGAAUUCACACAGGAGAGAAACCCUAUCAGUGCGGUGAAUGUGGGAAAGCCUUCACUACAAAGUCAGGGCUUAAUGUUCAUCAAAGAAAACAUACAGGAGAGAGGCCCUAUGGAUGUAGUGAUUGUGGGAAAGCUUUUGCCCACUUGUCAAUCCUUGUUAAACACAAGAGAAUUCACAGGUAGUUAUUCUGCUAGUUGUAAG